Messenger RNA from Morchella sextelata, 276 nucleotides. RefSeq lists its product as uncharacterized. The transcript has a single exon. NCBI's taxonomy places the organism in Eukaryota, Fungi, Ascomycota, Pezizomycetes, Pezizales, Morchellaceae. The record is from RefSeq and is a predicted model, not a curated record. The coding region runs from base 1 to 276 and encodes 91 amino acids.
AUGCACACCGUCUUCGCCCUCAAAGUCACUUUCUUCCCCCGCGAGACCAAGGGCCCCACUACAACCACUGCAGCCAUCAAAGCUCAAUUGCCUCUCGCGACAGUUUCCAAAAAGACAUUCAAAGACACCUCUACGAGCACUGAACCCGAAGAGGAAGCUCAAAUCCGCGAGCCAGAGCUCGAGCUCCCGGCGAUGCCGAAGCGUGCAUAUAUCAAGCCUGCCGGCUACCGCUCCGAUGGUGUUACUGUUGGUGUUAUUCCGGGGAUUGGGGGUUGA